This is a messenger RNA of Impatiens glandulifera, 1307 nucleotides long. RefSeq names its product protein ORANGE, chloroplastic. The transcript has 7 exons. Bases 187 to 1143 code for a protein of 318 amino acids. The record is from RefSeq and is a predicted model, not a curated record. Lineage: Eukaryota; Viridiplantae; Streptophyta; Magnoliopsida; Ericales; Balsaminaceae.
GAGUUGUUCUGUGCUGCUUCUUCUCCCUCCAAAAGAUCCCCAAUGGCCGCCUGACGGCACACACUUCUAUGCUCUCUCGAUAAACUAAUUAAUGGUUCCUUGAUCUCUCUCUCCCUUCUCUUCUAUGCGUAUCAUGUCGUUUCUCGGCUGAAGCAAUCGAGGAAAUAAUAAUACAACAAUUUCGAGAUGGUUUGUUCGAGUAGAAUUUUAUCCAUCUCUUACCCAAGCACGCCGCAAUCCAUAUAUAAGUCCUCUUCCUCCUCUAGAUUUCUUCAUGGAUUGCCUAAAUCCACCAUCAAAUGGCGGUCCAUGGCUUCCGAAGCUGAGGGUGGUUCUUCUUCCCUUGGACCGUCCCUCGAUUCUGACUCAACCGAAAACAAGACGGCUUCUGCUGCUGCAGCUGCUGGGUUUUGCAUAAUUGAAGGACCGGAAACGGUACAAGAUUUUGAUAAAAUGGAGUUACAGGAAAUUCAGGACAACAUUAGGAGUAGACGGAACAAAAUAUUUUUGCACAUGGAGGAGGUUCGUAGGCUGAGGAUACAACAGAGAAUUAAGAAUGCUGAGCUUGGAGUUCUUAAUGAUGAACAAGAAAAUGAAUUCCCAAACUUCCCUUCAUUCAUUCCCUUUUUGCCGCCUCUAAGCUCCUCAAAUCUUAAGCAAUAUUAUGCAAGUUGUUUCUCUCUUAUUGCUGGAGUUAUACUUUUUGGAGGUCUUCUUGCUCCCACAUUGGAGCUUAAAUUGGGUCUUGGAGGCACUUCCUAUGAAGACUUUAUAAGGACCAUGCACCUUCCAAUGCAGCUGAGUCAGGUGGAUCCGAUAGUGGCAUCGUUUGCUGGUGGAGCGGUUGGAGUUAUAUCAGCUUUAAUGGUAGUUGAAGUGAACAAUGUGAAACUACAAGAGCAUAAACGAUGCAAGUACUGUCUGGGAACAGGUUAUCUUGCAUGUGCUCGUUGCUCGAGCACAGGGGCACUUGUUCUUAUUGACCCAACAUCAACCAGAGGAGGAGAUCAACCUUUAUUACCGCCUAAAACUCAAAGAUGUUCUAAUUGUUCAGGCGCAGGAAAGGUUAUGUGUCCUACAUGCCUGUGCACAGGAAUGGCAAUGGCAAGUGAGCAUGACCCUAGGAUCGACCCUUUUGAUUAAUAUCUAGCAGCUUUGUAUCAUUCAAUCAAUAAGCAUAAGUUAUUUGUAAAACAACUUUUAUGAACCUAAAACCCUUAAUACUUAUAUUUUAUAGAAACAAAUACAACAGUCAGUCAAUUAUAUUUUUUGUUUGUUUAUAAAUAACCAUAAUAAUAUUCAUGGGA